AGUAUUAAUAAUCAGAAGCAUAGUAAUUUUUUUUCGUUUACAACGCGUGACAUUAUCUGGUCAACCCAGUUCGCUGCAAAAUCAAAGAUAAUAAAAUAAAGUUAAGGUGAAGGAGGGGGGAUACGAGGUCGAUAGGGAUAAGUAUAAAGUGCACUGUUUAUGCUUAGCUGGAGCGUAGAUCGCAAAUCAAUCGCAGAGUCGUGCCUCCUCUCGCGACCAAUAACAGUCGUCCUUUCACGUGUGGAAUUCGAAGUUCGACCAAGGCUGGUCACCUGUUUUCCUCCUUCCUUUCCUCCUGUGUUUCUUUUAGUUGUGAAAGUCAAAACUAGCCAGGGAAUCGCGACUGAGCAGAGAAAGAAAGAAGGAAAGAAACUGCAACAUUUGCUUUCUUUCCUCGCUGUGUAGCUUCGAGUGUAGUCUGAACAGAGUCUAACAAGUCACUGCUCUGAUUUUGCAACAGUUGACAACUUUUUCUUGAUAUCGUGGUGAUAAAACUAUAAAAUGUUGACGUGUUAUGUCACUGCAGUUCAAUGCGAGUGGAUGGAAAAUCGUAGACGUCGCGGACCGAAUCUUGACUCGCGGUUUAAAGCAAUCACGGCAGGAAACAAUGUGAACGUCGAGGGAGCUACUCACAAGCAAGUGGUGGAUUUGAUCAAGUCAGGGGGUGAUGUCUUAACGCUGACUGUUAUCUCCGUCACGCCGCAGGAAGCGGAAAAGUUAGAACCUUUCGAAGAUUUAAGUUAUGCAUCGGUGGACUACAGCGAGAAGCGAUCUCUACCUAUCAGCGUACCGGAUUAUCACGUCCGCGAGAGGAAGCAUGAGCGUUAUGUGGUUUUCAACGUUCACAUGGCAGGCAGACAUUUGUGCUCUCGACGUUAUCGAGAAUUCGCUGCACUGCAUAUGGCACUGAAGAAGGAAUUUAUCGGUUUUAACUUCCCUAAGCUACCAGGAAAAUGGCCAUUUCAAUUGAGCGAGCUUCAACUGGACGCGAGAAGACGUGGGUUAGAACAGUAUUUGGAGAAGGUUUGCGCCGUGCGUGUAAUUGCCGAAAGCGAUAUCAUGCAAGAAUUCUUGGCCGAUAGACUCGAAGAGGAUGGGGAUCAAGGUCCAGCUGUCGAUUUAAAAGUACUAUUGCCAGAUCGCGAGGUUGUUACCAUAACAGUUGCUAAAGCUGCCUCUGUCAGUGACGUGUACGAUGCAGUUUGCAGUAGAGUGGGACUAGACGCGGAAACCGCGAAAUACUUUUAUCUUUUCGAGAUCGUGGAAUAUAAUUUCGAAAGAAAGCUGCAACCCCAUGAACACCCUCAUACCUUGUACGUUCAAAAUUACUCGACCGCCAGUGUGACGUGUUUAGCAAUAAGAAGGUGGCUUUUCAAUGUAAAUAGACCACUCAGCGAGCAAGCAUUAACCUGGACUUUCUGGCAAACUGUGGACGAAGUUAACAGAGGGCACAUUACGGCCGGCGAGAGAUUGUAUCAGUUGAAAGCAUUGCAAGACGCGUCGAGGAAACACGAGUACCUAAAACUAGCGAAAGAAUUGAGCGGUUACGGCGAUAUCGUGUUCCCUCAUUGCGCGUGCGACUCACGAAAGGAAGGACACGUUGUUCCCGCUGUUGGAACACCGGCAUUUAAGCUACACGCAGCGAAGGAGGACGGCACUUUGGAAUCUCAAGUCGUUGAAUUUCACUGGAACACCAUUACUCGAUGGGAGGUGGACGAAGAAGGAAUGGCGUUCUGCUUUCAGUACACGCGCCAAGACAACCGUCCACCGCGUUGGCUAAAGCUUUUCACACCUUAUUACACGUUCCUGUCAGAUUGUUUUGACCGAAUAGCCGAAGAAGCAAAGUGGGACGAUCCAGGAGAAUGAGGUAACGUGCGGCGUUAAAAAACGUGUAUGGUGCAUAAUAGCAAAGGUAUCGUCUCAUCGGACACAUUUCACUUAUCUUUGUAGCAAGAACAUUUUGAUUAGGAUUACUUUUUUAAGACGAUUCAAAAAUUAAUGGGAUACCCUAAUCACAUCAGAUUCCUGUUUGAUCAGUUUCACGAUGCUAUCAACAUAGUGCAUCUGUUACGUGUUAGUGUACGAUCUUUUAAUAGUAUUGCAAAUACGAACAGUACUACUAGAAAAUUAACAUUUUCCUUUUGUUCUAAACAAAAGAACAUCAGCAUCAGAUGGGAGUAAACGUAUCGUUGUAUCUCUAACUAAUAACACUUCUAUCGUAGAUUGCGCUACUUUAGUUAGAAAGGGAAGAAUACUAAGCGAUCGCAUUACUUUCUAUGUAAGAUAUUGUUGCUAUAGUAUCAUACUAAAACACCAGACGAAUAGAUGAACCUAUUCUUUGGCCUAUCGUUCAUCGUGUGUAACGUAUCUUUGGGUCUCGAUCGAGAGAAUCAUUGAAUUACGAGACGUUCCUUUCUACUAGCCUAAUAGGUAUCGCCAACUUUCGUUCGUUGAAUCCUUGCGAGUAUAUGAACUUAACCAACAAGUAUUAUCUUUUAAGGGUUAGUUUCCUUUAUACUCUAUGCGCAUUUUUUUUCACUUUUUCUUUUAACUUUUUUUCCAGCCCGUUUUCCAUCUACGUAUACGGUUGUAUGUACUUGAUAACGAAGUAGAGAUUUUCCCAACAUCAAGUUCAUGUUAUCAUAUGUGUAAAGUAAGCGUAAUAGUGGUUCGAACGAUAGCACAGAUUACUUUUUCCCGAAGCUAUAUUUUUACUAUUAAAGAAACAGAAGUAUAAAGUAAAAAUUGUUUUCGAUCCGAUCUCGUGUAAUCGCGCGCCGGUAGUGUACAAAUGGUAAAUAUACAUAUACCAGAGAUUGUAAACGAGAUGCGAUCCAACUUAAAAACCGUAGCUGUGCUUAGGCGUUGAAAUCAUCGUUGAAUUCGCAAACAAAUACAUUUCAUUAUCCUCCAUUAUACGAAGACAACAUUCGUAACGUGUGUAAACGUUUGUCUAAAGAUAAAACUUAAGGUAACGAUGAUUUGACGAUGGAAGAAACAAGCGGCAAGAUCCCGCAAAUAUAAAUAAGACUUAAGAGAAACGUUAAGAGUUAUAGAAAGAUAUGAGUAAGAACGCCAUAGCAGGUGAGCAAAGAAAAAUAAUACUCAGUGAUAUUGUUAAAGAAGAUACAGAUAAUAAGAACGAAACGAUUAUAUAUGAAUAAUUUUAGCGUCUUUAAGAUCGGUAAAUACACUGAUGAACCUUUAAAGCAUCUUGGCCUGUUCCUCGAGUUAACCGAUGGAACAGCGAAUUGUUCGGAACCAAUCUAUCGCCAGGAACAUCAUAUUCGCCGUUAUGGUCUCUCUAUUUUUUCCUUGUCUCCUUGUUCAAGUUGCUUUCCAUCGAUAGGCUCUGCGAUCUUUCGCACUUCCGUUCCGAACUAUUCGCUUGUUCAACAAUGAGAGAAGCCUCGGCAGAUAAUAAUUAUAGAAAUAGAUGUAUAACUAUCGUUAAUGUUUUUAAACUUUAUUCGAAGUGAAUUGCGCGUGAUUUUUGAGGCAGCAGAAGCCGAAUGGUUUAUCCUAAGGAUAUCGAAGAGGGAUAUAACGUUAGUAGCAUUAAGAGUAUAAUCCUUGAAGUGCCGUAAGAAUAAUGAGAACCUUUUUGUUUAAAUGAAACAAAUGUUCUGUUCGCAAAGAUUUCUAAUAAUUCAAGUUCAAUUGAUCGAAUUAAUCUAAGGUGGUUGAUUAUCGUUCAGUACUGUACAAUAUUUAAGCAGGGAAGUUUUGAUUAUUUUUAUGGGAAUUUCACGCAUCGAACACCAUACUAUCCGAUCAGAUAUAUAAAUAUGUACGUCUGAAAUAUAAAUCUACUUAUUUAUA
Bombus pascuorum is the source of this 3822-nucleotide messenger RNA. It is a transcript of the gene Snx27, whose product is annotated as sorting nexin-27. NCBI's taxonomy places the organism in Eukaryota, Metazoa, Arthropoda, Insecta, Hymenoptera, Apidae. Gene Ontology annotation, cellular component: early endosome. Gene Ontology annotation, molecular function: phosphatidylinositol-3-phosphate binding; protein binding. The transcript is spliced from 7 exons. The coding region runs from base 502 to 1866 and encodes 454 amino acids. Gene Ontology annotation, biological process: signal transduction; intracellular protein transport. The record is from RefSeq and is a predicted model, not a curated record.